AUGAACAUUAAUUCAGACCGACCCGCGCCGCGCAAGCCAGCGAAGAGCCGGACGGGACUACAGAAUGGACGAGAAGUAGCCACUGGAAGCAAAAGAAAUGUGAUCCAGUCGUCGAGCUUCAUGGAUGCUUUGGGUGGUGGAUCGACGACGGAAAAGGAGAAGAAACGACCACGAAUGGUGAAUGAAAGGAAGAAGAGACGAUCGAGUGAGGAGGAUCUUUUGAGUGGCAUCUACAACAAGAUGAACAAAAUGCACGAGACAUCAUCGACGAUUGAUUACAUGCAAGGAGGCAGCAGCAGUGGAACACAUGUAGAUGGACCGAAGAGCCCACCUGAAGUCAAGACGCCUACACCAAUCUCACCACCACCCCCAGAAAGGGUUGCCAAGAUCAGAUUUGCCGACGAUCAUGGUCGACCUCUCGUCGAUGUGCGUUACUUCGAGGUGGAGGAAGGUGAACGAGUCAAUGUCAACACGCUUACCCAUGAGCAGAUUCGGGCAAUGGAGGUUCAAAUGGAGAAGAAAGCUUUGGGAAAACACGGCGCCGCCGCUAAAUCGGAAAUGAAACAAGAAUUCUCGGAGGAUGAUCCGAUGGAGGGAUACACGAUGGAUGCGAUCGGAAACAGCGAGAAUAAGUGGCGCGUCAUUGGGCUAAGCAAUCUGCCAACGAGAGGCUAUGGAACGAAGUCGGUUGAGGCGAAGAAUGAAACGAGAAGGCAACAAAGAGCUUUGGAAGCUUUUUAUAUGCCGGGACGUGGUGUCACUCGCUUCGAAGAACCACCAUUGGUUGACGCUCGUGCAACGGAUCGACAUCGGCCAAAAGCGAUUCCAUUGACUUGCCCAGUCCAGCAACCAGCCACAACAAUUGCCGCAGCAACACCAGCUUCAACUUCAUCAUCUCAAUCAACAACAACAACACCUGCAGCUACUCCAAAUGUGGUCAACGUGCUGAAGAGUGAUGCGGAUGCGGUUCCGGGGAUUGCGGGGAUUGCGACGCCAGCGACAACUGCACCUACGGUUCCAGUGACUCCAUUGACCGCUCUUUUGCCCGAGAGAAGCAAAGUGAUGGAUCUCCUCUCGAAGUUGAAAAGCAAUGGCAUCUUGCAAGGAAGCCCGGUGGCUGGUCAACCCACUCAACCACUACAACAACAAGCUGCCCCGCCAAUGGUCGCUCCAAUCUAUUCGCAACCGGCUCAACCGACUUAUCAACAGGAAUUCUAUCUGCCUCCUGUCACAGCCGCUUCAUCUACAAUGCCGUCGAUGUCAUCAACGAUCAGUCGUCCAAUGGUCUCCAACUACCAUCAACCACCAGCUAAUGUCUACACUCGAGCUUCAGCAACGAUCACGCAAACUGCUCCGACACAGCAUUCGUAUGUCGCCACGAUGCCUCCACAACCGAUCACUCCACAUUUCUCGUCGCAAAGCGCACCUGCGUUGCCAGUGAGCGCCACUUUUAACCAAAUGCCCAUCGUUGUGCCCCCAGCGCCAAGAAAUAUUGAGCAAGCACAUUAUGGAGGCCCUGGUGGUGGAGUUGGAGGAGGACAUUUCGAGCGACCGGCAAUCAAACCCCGUGGACCGUUCAAUGGGCCAGUGAUGGGUGGAUAUCGACAGUGUCGAACGUACGGAACGGCCACUGGAUGCUCGUUUGGAGAUCGAUGCCGAUACGCGCACGGAGAUCAACCACCACCUGCAGCAGCUGGUGUUCGACGAAACGCGGCGAAAAACGAGGCGACAAUCGCCGGGUCGGUUGGUGCACGAAUGGGACUC
Molecule: messenger RNA, 1764 nt
Organism: Mesorhabditis belari
Lineage: Eukaryota; Metazoa; Nematoda; Chromadorea; Rhabditida; Rhabditidae
Source: the annotation of a GenBank genome assembly